Messenger RNA from Aphanomyces astaci, 1224 nucleotides. RefSeq lists its product as hypothetical. The coding region runs from base 1 to 1224 and encodes 407 amino acids. NCBI's taxonomy places the organism in Eukaryota, Oomycota, Saprolegniomycetes, Saprolegniales, Verrucalvaceae. The record is from RefSeq and is a predicted model, not a curated record. The transcript is spliced from 2 exons.
AUGUCGCAUAUUGAACGCGAACACCCCGAGUUCGUUCACUACGACGCCUUGAACCCAGCUACGCAACAAAGUGUAUUCGCGUUGCUCACCCCCAAGCCAGUGCAAGCAGUCUAUGGCUGGCUGACAUGGAUUACGGCGUCUCUAAUGCCGUUUUCAUUCUGUGAGAACGACAUGGCCCGGCGAUUUACCACUAUGGGGACCAUCAGCGUGAAGACGCUCAUGAAAUGUAUGCACGCCAUGUGUCGCUGGAUGGAAAGCAAGAUAUCCGAGACGCUGCCUGAGUCGUUUGCAAUCAUCUAUGAUGGAUGGACCAGCGGCUCGACGCACUACGUCGCUAUGUUCGCUACCUUUCCCAACGAUUCCCAUCGAGGGUACGAGAAGGUCCUCUUGGCAAUGUCGCCAAUGAACGAAGAGGACUCGCUGAGCGCAGCGGCUCAUGUUCAGACCGGCGAGAAUGUGGUGGCGUUGAUCGGCGACAACUGCUCGAUAAACCGUGCCUUUUCUCGCCUUGCCGGUGUCCCUAUGAUUGGCUGCGUGUCCCACCGCUUCAACUUGUUCGUUGGCGAUGUACUGGCGGAACACGAAGAGUUGCUCGUGGCCGUCAACGCAAUCAUGAAGAAACUGACCAACUUCAUCCCUUCGGCCAAGCUCCGGCGACUUACCGACCUCCGACCCAAGCAGCGCAACCAGACACGUUGGAAUUCCUCUGUGGCCAUGUUGGAUCGAUAUGUCAAGCUCACGCCCUUUCUUCCCCUGAUGGGGGUAGAAGAGAUCGACAAUCUGCUCCUCAGUGUCCGUCAAGAUCGUGACAUCGAUCUCCUUCUGGCCAAGUUGAUCGACCUCAACUCAGUGACAUUCAAGCUUCAAGAUGAAGCCAUCACGCUGGCUGACGUCCGUGGCCUGUUUGACGAGGUUCUAUGCGAAUUCCCAAACGCGAACGAGCGCCUCCGCCCCGGUGCAAGUAUCAUCCAACACUUCGAGACUGGGGUUGUGAAGGUGCUUAUGCACAUGUCGCCGUCGCUCACCGACCAAGAACGACUGUCCAUCGCCAGGCUCGCUGUGACUGCUGGUAUGCGAGACGACGAUCGAAUGUCGGAUGCUGAUUGCAUGUCGAUGGCGUCUCGUGCAAAGAAGCGGCGCAAGAUGCAGCAGUCUUGCAGCGGGUUCAUGGACUGCCGGUUCCUCCGACCGACCUCGACAUGUGCGAGCGCCUGUUUUCAGUGA